AUGGAUGGGCCACGAGCGGGGCAGGAUGCCAUGAGGAACUGCACUGACCACGAGUACUGGGACACCCUCGUUGCGCAGUGCAUCCCCUGCAGCCUGGCCUGCAGGCAGUCCCUGGCCAGGAAGUGUGAUGCUGUGUGUGAGUCCAUGGACUGCAACAACAGACCGGGAUUUUACUACGAUGAUCUGGUGAAGAGCUGCAUCAGGUGCAGCUCGGUGUGCGGGCAGCACCCCCGGGAAUGCGCCCCGUCCUGCGAGCGUGAGUUGGAUGGGCUGGUGGAAGCCGCCAGCGUUGCUGAGGGAUUCACCAGCAUCAGAAUCCCAGAGCCAGUGGAAACCUGUGGCUUCUGCUUCCCUGGACAUGGCUCUGCUGUCCAAGAGACCAAACCGUGUCCCAGCAGCUCGGGCCACGCUGGGGACGGGGCUGCUCCCUCCUUCUCGGGGAUCUGCAGCACGGGCAGCGCCGGGGCCCUGCCCAGCCCUGAGGACGGCCACUUCAAAAUCAUCUGCUCUCCUGCCCAGGAGAAAACACCCAUGGUGUGAGCACAGAGGGGCUCCAGCACGGGAUCACAGUGGGAGGAUGCUCUCCCUGCCCCCAAACCAAAGCUGCUUCACCCUCUGUUGCCUGGCACAGCCUCUGCCCAGCCCGGGCUGCAGGACACAGGGCUGGAGGCUGCACAGAGCUGUUUGCUUCCACUCAGGAAAACAAAUUCCCAUUUUUCUUGUGCACUCCCAGUAAGAGAAGUCACUUCCCAUGUGGCAGCAUCUGACUUGAUCCUCCAGCUUGACCUGGGUGCAUCCCAGCCCUUGGGGACAUCUCCUGGGGACUUUUCCUCCUGGUUCCACCACCAGCAUCCCUGCAAAGGAUCCCUGCUCUCCUCUCCCUGCAGAUUCCUCCAUCAAUCAGAACAAUGUUCAGCACAGCUGAAGACAUCUCAAAUGUGGAAUUGGAUCCAAGGAUUUACUGGUGAAAUUGAUAAGGAGCCAGUGUGGGAAGCUCCAGUGCCAGUUCCCAGCCAUGGGUGAUGGGGAGGCUUUGCCUCAGGACCAGGACACGAUGCUGCACAUGAGGAGCUGGGACAGGCACCAAAACCCUCAAUGGAACUGGGUUUAAAUAUGAAAAUUCAUUCAAGGCUGAGAACUUUCUACAAAACUGGAUUUAUGUAUAUCUGACCUGGGUUAUUCUGAAGAGCUGGUAAAAGUGAGGAAUCAGCUGGAGAUAAAGCUGCUUUGAGAGAAUAUUUUUAUCUAACCUGGCUUUGAAAGCUAUCACGGAAAAAUAGGGGUUUCAACAUGUAAUUUGAAGUUCUCAUUUCCACUAAAGGAGACUGUAAGAUUUUUUUUUUUUUUUUUUUUUUGCAAAGAAUCACUCCUGAUAGGAACCCAUCCCUUCCACUGUCUUAAACUAGAGCUUUAAACUUGAAAGAAUAAAUGUAAUUCAA
This is a messenger RNA of Zonotrichia albicollis (white-throated sparrow), 1439 nucleotides long. The record is from RefSeq and is a predicted model, not a curated record. NCBI's taxonomy places the organism in Eukaryota, Metazoa, Chordata, Aves, Passeriformes, Passerellidae.